AUGGUAAGUCCCGGAGUUGUGCCCAAUCCAGACGUCUUAGCGGUGCUCAGGGGGUUCGACCCGGAUGUCGAGGAGGUCCUUGCCAGCUCCGGACAUGUAUCCCUAUACACCAUGGCCGUGGAGUCACAGCAGUGGACACGCAAAGACGUUGAAGGAUCCUUGUUUCUCCUGAAGCGGCGAGGGACGCCGCGCUUUCGGAUGAUGGUGCUAAACAAGCUUUCGACGGAGAACUAUGUUGAAGAUAUUCACGGAGGGUUGGACUUCGAGCUCAAUCCUCCUUACCUGAUGUAUACCCACGGGAAUGCGGAGAUCAUUGGCGUUUGGUUCUACGAGCAGGAGGACCUGCACCGAGUUGAAAACGUGCUUAUGCGCAUA
Messenger RNA from Volvox carteri f. nagariensis, 375 nucleotides. RefSeq lists its product as uncharacterized. The annotation marks the transcript as partial. Gene Ontology annotation, cellular component: P-body. Gene Ontology annotation, biological process: positive regulation of catalytic activity; deadenylation-dependent decapping of nuclear-transcribed mRNA; deadenylation-independent decapping of nuclear-transcribed mRNA. The transcript has a single exon. Gene Ontology annotation, molecular function: enzyme activator activity; mRNA binding. Lineage: Eukaryota; Viridiplantae; Chlorophyta; Chlorophyceae; Chlamydomonadales; Volvocaceae. The record is from RefSeq and is a predicted model, not a curated record.